AAUUAUCAAAUUGUGUAUUUUUUUUAUUGUGAUUUGUGAUUUUAACUUUAGUGUUUUCGUGGUGUUUUCUUAUUACUUUUGUUGUCCUUUUUACGGUAAUCUCUUUUAAGAUGUCCUGUCGUAAUGCCUCACAUGCUGGUAGCUGGUACACAGAAAAUGGGUCUGAAUUAUCGAGACAAUUAGAUCUAUGGCUGUCAAAAGCUGAUCUUACUCAUGGACCGGCGCGUGCCAUUAUUGCCCCACAUGCCGGCUACUCGUAUUGCGGCGCCUGCGCAGCAUUCGCUUAUAGACAAAUUAGCCCAGUGGUUGUAAAACGUAUCUUCAUACUGGGUCCUUCGCAUCAUGUCAGACUUGGAGGCUGUGCGCUUUCAUCUCUAGAUAAAUAUGCUACACCGCUGUAUGAUCUCACCAUAGAUAAGCAGAUAUACGCCGAGCUAGAAGCAACAAGACAGUUCCAAAGAAUGGAUGUGACCACUGAUGAAGAUGAGCACUCUAUAGAAAUGCAUUUGCCUUAUAUUGCUAAAGUUAUGGAGGAGUACCAAACCAGUUUUACCAUUAUACCAAUCUUAGUGGGGUCGCUUACUCCAGAGAAAGAGGCGAAAUACGGCUCGAUAUUAGCCCCAUACCUCGCAGAUCCCCAGAACUUGGUGGUUAUAUCCUCGGACUUCUGCCAUUGGGGGUCACGGUUUCGUUACACAUGGCGUGAUAACGCGCGUGGGAAUAUUUAUCAGAGCAUUGAGUGGCUGGAUAAACAGGGUAUGGAUUUAAUAGAGAAAAUGGAUCCAGCAUCAUUCACAGCGUAUCUUAAUAAAUAUGGCAACACUAUUUGUGGGAGACAUCCGAUCGGUGUUUUGUUACAGGCAAUUGCUAAGCUUCAAAGUCAACCCAGUUGCCCAAAAAUGUCCAUGCAAUUUCUCAAAUACGCUCAAUCCUCGCAAUGUAUGACAAUGCAGGAUUCCUCCGUGUCUUACGCGAGUGCUUCCCUAGUAUUUGAGUAACUUAGACUUGUAUUAAACGUAUCUUAAGGACUCCUAGGCAGGGGAGGGGUAAGACGGUCAAUAAAUAUCGCGAUCAAAUAUCAUGUUUCGUAAUAAUGUACGAUAAAAUUUAAACCUGUAUUGCCAUAAUAAAGGCCAAAAUUUAACUUACCUUAAUGCUAAGGUAAGUUUAUUAAAACAAUAAAUUUACGAAAUUAGUUUUACUUUAAUUUUUUAAUAAGCAUAAACACAAAAAUACUUAU
This is a messenger RNA of Pieris napi, 1240 nucleotides long. Its product is annotated as protein MEMO1. Bases 111 to 998 code for a protein of 295 amino acids. The transcript is spliced from 9 exons. The record is from RefSeq and is a predicted model, not a curated record. Lineage: Eukaryota; Metazoa; Arthropoda; Insecta; Lepidoptera; Pieridae.